GUCCAGGUUUAACUGAUAAUGACACAGAAAGAGAGGUCAGAGCAGGAGGACUGUUGCAGGAAAGAUCAACGAGUAUUAAUCUGAGAAAAUCAGAGGGAUGAUGUUUCCACAGCUGGUGCUGAUCACAGUCCUGGGGCUCACAUUGACCACAGUAACUGGACUACCAUGCACCCAGACGUUCCCCUCUCUGUCGCCCCCUUUAAAUGUUAACAGCGUAACACCCUCAGAUGUUGCUCUGCUUUCCUCCAUUGGACUUCACAUGCACAGCACGGAGCUGUCCACAGUGGUAUCAAGACUCAGAGAGCUGAUGACUUUAUUCAAUCCUGCACUCGUCGGUCCUCUAUCUGAUGAAACAAACUUGUAUGCCCCCCAGCUUCUUCAACACAGCAACACGCUGGUGGAGCAGGCAAAGGAGGUUACCCUCUACCUCCAGAACAAUCAGGUCGUUGAUGUGGCUAGAGAUUGGAAGCUGGUCCUUCUCUUUGCUCAGGUGGAUCAGCUCUGUGCCUGUGGUCAGCAACAGGUUAGUUCUGUUAUUGAAGCCCUGGUUGAAGAGGUGGAUGAAGCUCUGCAGCUGCUGCACUCUCAGCUGAAGCGGACUAUUGUCAGUGUUGCAUUGUGGGAUGGAGAGAGCAACAGUUUCAACAACAAGAUGUGUCGCUGCAUGGAGACAAUCAGUGAAGGAGAAGCCAGACUUCAGAGGGCCAUGCUGAGUCAUGCUCUGCAGGAGUCUUUGGAUGAACUCAUGGUACAGAGGCGCUGGUACAGUGACAGAGAUGACUUCGCUGUGGUUGUGCAGGAAGCACCUUUCAUCGCAGACCCCUCCUCUGUCUCUAGUGGGAAGCCUCUAUCUGAGUCCCGAGCGUCAAAACACACUGAUAAACUGAUGGUGCAGAUGUGGACAAACCUGCUGCAGCCCACAAGUGGCCAACAUAGCACAGAAGACAAAGGAAAGAUCAGCGCUUUGCCAUGUCCAACUGAAGACCGGCCCUUCCUGAGGACGGAGGGAAACUCUCCUUCAUAUCAUCACAGCGAUGCAUCUCCUCUUCUCCACCCUUUCACAGGCACAGACAUGCCCUGUGAGGACUUUAGCGCCUCACCCUCCACACCCACCUCAGUCCAUGAACUCAGGCCUGGAGAUAUUCAAGUGGUGGCUGCAGUGGGAGACUCUCUGACAGCAGGCAAUGGUAUCGCAUCAAGCCCGAACAACGUCCUGGACGUCCUGCGUCAGUACAGAGGUUUAUCCUGGAGUAUUGGUGGAGAUGAAAACCUCACCACUGUCACCACGCUGCCUAACAUCUUAAAACACUUCAACCAAAACCUGACGGGCUUCUCUGUCGGAAUGGGCAAACAGGAAACUUCCGAGGCUUUCCUGAACCAGGCCGUUGCUGGAGCAAAGAGCAAGGACUUAUUAACCCAGGUGCAAGCCCUGGUUGCGAAGAUGAAAAAUGACUCUAGAAUCGAUUUUGAAUCAGACUGGAAAGUAAUCUCCCUUUUCAUUGGUGGAAAUGACGUCUGUGACCACUGCUACAACUCGCUACUUUACUCUGAAGAGAACUUUAUCCGUAAUGUCCGAAACAGCCUGGAUUAUCUUCACAAAGAGGUGCCCCGAGCUCUGGUGAACUUAAUAGAGACUCUCCAUAUAACCCCCCUAAGAGAAAUACACAUAGACAAAUCCCUUAAAUGCCCAACUUGGCUGGUCAAUAUCCUGUGUCCCUGUGUUAUCUUGCCUAAACCUAGCUCUAAAGCUCUGCAAAUGGUAGACGACAUCAAUAGAGGCUAUCAGCGUUCACUGAAAGAGCUUGUGGAGUCAAACCGGUAUGACACUCGCUCAGACUUCACUGUGGUCGUCCAACCUUUCUUCAGGGACAUCGACUUACCCAGACAGCCGGACGGUCGUGCAGAUCGUUCAUUCUUCAGUGCAGACUGCUUCCAUCUCAGCCAGAAGGCCCAGACGAUGAUGGCUCGCUCCCUCUGGAACAACAUGCUGGAACCUCUGGGCAAUAAGACAACCAGACAGGAUUUUACUGCAGACAUUGACCUGAAAUGUCCUACCAAGACAUCACCAUUCAUCCGGACCUAUAACAACAGCAAUUACAUAUAUGCUGGUCCCUCUCCAACACCUGAUCCUAUUCCUAACUGGGGAAGCAAUUUCUCCUGUGUUGACCUUGUUCCGUCUGACUCUGUGCCAACUUCCGUUCACAAGCUGAGACCAGCUGACAUUAAAGUGGUGGCAGCACUGGGAGACUCAUUAACGGCAGGCAGUGGUGCUAAGGCAAAGAACCUGUUUGACCUCAACAAAGAAUACAAAGGAGUAUCUUGGAGCAUUGGAGGUGAUGCUUCUUUGGAGACAGUCACAACAUUACCAAACAUUUUGAAGAUGUUCAACCCCACUUUGAAGGGCUUCUCCAAAGGCCAGGGCUCCAUACGGAAGGCCUUCAACAUGGCUGUACCUGGAGCUAAGACCUCAGGGAUCCCAGUGCAAGUACAAGCCCUCAUCAAGGCCAUGAAAGGAAACAAGGAGGUGAAUUUUGAGAAGGACUGGAAACUAGUGACCAUAUUUGUUGGAGGAAACGAUCUUUGCCAUUACUGCUUAGACCAAAAUAAUCUGUCACCCACGAACUACAGCCACAAUCUCAUGCUCAGUUUGGACAUGUUUUACAAAGAGGUACCGAGGCUGUUGGUCAAUGUUGUGCCGGUCUUACAGAUAGAUACAUUGAAAUCAGUGAAAAUGAAUACACUUGGCUGUUCCCUAUUGCAGAGAACCAGCUGUCCCUGUGUUAUCAACCCAUCUGAAAACUCCCCAGAGCUUGAAGAGAUAAAACGAGUCAAUCGCGAGUAUCAGGCUGAAAUCCAGCAUCUUAUCUCCGGAGAUCACUUUGAGGAAAAAGAAGACUUUGCUGUUGUCCUUCAACCCUUUUUAGAGAAUUCAUUCAUCCCUUACGUUGGGGAGGGUGAGGUUGACUCGAGUUUCUUCUCUGUGGACUGUUUCCACAUCAGCGAGCGAGCUCAUGCUGAGAUGGCCAUAGCGUUGUGGAAUAACAUGUUGGAGCCUGUUGGAAGAAAGCAAAACUACAACAACUUCACAUAUGACCGAUCGAAAAUUAAUUGUCCCUCUGAGGCGAAUCCUUUCAUCUUCACUAAGAUCAACAGCUUACCAAGUCCCCCAGUGACAGUCCCCACCCCCACCACCAACACCACCACCACCACAACAAGUUCCAGUGCUGCAACAACACCUCCUGUUCCCAUGUGCCCCCCCUCUUUGCCUGUGUGGGUGCCAGUGGUUGUGGGAAUAAUCAGUCUGCUGGCCGGCGUGGUUGUGGCCUGGCUUAUUCUCUCCAGGUGUGUGCGUAGCUGAAUCUGGACGUUUUGUACAUUUAUCUUCUCCUUUUAAUUUAUUCGUAGAAUAAAAUUGCUAGAACACAGAUGGAUUCAUGGUUGAUUGUUUUUGUAAAUAAUAUUAUAGUUUCCUCAUCUCUGAAGUGUCUGGUUGGAAUAAUCUCUACGUAAUCUACAUCCCUUCAUCACUGCCUCUUGACAUCCUAUCAUCUGCUCAUCCUGUCUUCCUGUUUAUCUUUGCAUUUAAUCAGGUUGAUACUUUCUGUGUGGCAACUUCUGGGGUGGUGGGGCUUGUGUUCAGAUGGUGCAGAAACAAAACUCCACCUGGGGAAUGUUUUUAGUCCAUGUUUGAGUCCAGGGAUGUAGUUCAGAACAAAAUAUCUAAAUAUCUAAUGCUUUGAUUGAUUUCCAUAAAACGUGUACAGACAUACAGA
Messenger RNA from Eleginops maclovinus (Patagonian blennie), 3773 nucleotides. Its product is annotated as phospholipase B1, membrane-associated-like. Gene Ontology annotation, biological process: phospholipid metabolic process. The coding region runs from base 98 to 3358 and encodes 1086 amino acids. The record is from RefSeq and is a predicted model, not a curated record. NCBI's taxonomy places the organism in Eukaryota, Metazoa, Chordata, Actinopteri, Perciformes, Eleginopidae. The transcript is spliced from 42 exons. Gene Ontology annotation, molecular function: glycerophospholipase activity.